GCCGAUGAAGCAGCAGCUGGAACAAGAGGAGGAGCAGAUGAUCAAGCCGAUCAAGCAGCAGCUGGAACAAGAGGAGGAGCAGAUGAUCAAGCCGAUCAAGCAGCCUCUGGAACGGGAAGACGAUCAAGAGAAGAUGAAGCAGCAGGAGAAUGACAAGCCCAAGCAGGAGGAGCAGCGACCCAAGCCAAUUCUACUGCCAGCCGGGGGUCGUCGUCCAGGUUCCAGGCCGAAGAUGGUUCGCUUCUCUUCCUCAGCGGAGGACAUUCUUCCCGACAGCACCCGACGGCGGAGUGAAACCCAUCUCAGCGAUGGCCGACGGGGCUAUGUUGAGUUCGCGUAUCUCGAAGCUUUCCACAAGACUCACCGAGCAGCUUUACGAGGAGCUCAACGGCAAAUCCAGCGACCGAGAGAGGAUCAAGCGAGCGCGGAAGAUGAUGAGGCUCCAGAAAAUGCUGGAUAG
Molecule: messenger RNA, 460 nt
Organism: Selaginella moellendorffii
Lineage: Eukaryota; Viridiplantae; Streptophyta; Lycopodiopsida; Selaginellales; Selaginellaceae
Product: involucrin
Exons: 3
Coding region: 5-460 (151 amino acids)
Source: RefSeq, a predicted model, not a curated record